Alligator mississippiensis (American alligator) is the source of this 2967-nucleotide messenger RNA. RefSeq names its product torsin family 1 member B (gene TOR1B). NCBI's taxonomy places the organism in Eukaryota, Metazoa, Chordata, Crocodylia, Alligatoridae. The record is from RefSeq and is a predicted model, not a curated record. Gene Ontology annotation, cellular component: nuclear envelope; endoplasmic reticulum lumen; endoplasmic reticulum. Gene Ontology annotation, molecular function: kinesin binding; ATP hydrolysis activity; ATP binding. Gene Ontology annotation, biological process: protein localization to nucleus; nuclear membrane organization. Bases 41 to 1039 code for a protein of 332 amino acids. The transcript is spliced from 5 exons.
GAGUUGUAGUUCGCGGCGGGCAGUCGGGGCGCGGGCAGUCAUGCCGCCGCGGCGGGAGCUGCUGGUGCUGGUGCUGGUGCUGCAGGGCGCGGCCGCGCUGGAGCCCGUCAGCCUGGGCAUCGCCAUCGGGGCCGCCUCGGCGCUCACGGGCUACCUCUCCUACCCCCGCUUCUACUGCGGCUUCGUGGAGUGCUGCCCCCGCGACGGGGACCGGCCCAACGCCACCGCCCUGAAGGAGGUUCUGGAUACGAAACUCUUCGGCCAACACCUUGCCAAAGAAGUGAUCCUGAAGGCAGUGGUCGGGUUCAAGAACAACGCCAAUCCCAAGAAGCCGCUUGCUCUCUCCCUGCACGGCUGGGCAGGCACGGGGAAGAACUAUGUCAGCCAGAUUAUUGCCGAGAACAUCCACAAACAAGGACUGAAGAGCAAGUUUGUGCAUCUCUUUGUAUCCACACUACACUUCCCGCAUGACCGGAACAUUACACAGUAUAAGGACCAAUUACAUAAGUGGAUUCGAGGCAAUGUGAGUGCCUGUGCCAGCUCUGUUUUCAUAUUUGAUGAAAUGGAUAAAUUGCACCCUGGCCUCAUUGAUGCCAUCAAGCCUUUCUUAGACUACUAUGACCAGAUUGAUGGCGUGUCUUACCGGAAGGCCAUCUUCAUCUUCCUUAGCAACGCAGGUGGUGACCUCAUUACCAAGGUGGCUUUAGACUUCUGGAGAAACGGAAAAGACAGGGAGCAGAUACUCCUGAAAGACCUGGAACAAGUAUUGUCUCUGGGAGUCUUCAAUAAUAAGAAUAGUGGCUUGUGGCACAGCAGCCUGAUCGACAAAAAUCUCAUUGAUUACUUUGUCCCGUUCCUGCCUUUGGAGUACAAACAUGUGAAGAUGUGCAUCAGGGCAGAAAUCCAGUCCCGUGGCAAUGGAAUUGAUGAGGAAGUUGUUAAGAAAGUGGCUGAUGAGAUGACCUUCUUCCCGAAAGGAGAGAAAAUCUACUCCGAUAAAGGCUGUAAGACAGUGCAGGCCAAACUGGAUUUUUACUGAAACAUCAAACAAAGGGGACCAAUGAACUUGAUGCCCCUUUGCCUCUCCAAAGCACUUUUUAGAGGUUUUUUGCAAUUUUGUGUUUUUGCACUAAACACUUUUUAAUAAUUGGAGGCAUGUGGGAGGACUUCUAGAUGAUAACCAUGCAGAUCUCUUUAUUUAACGCUGCAGUGCUCCUGCCUACACUGACAGGUAUUUGGGAGUUGCCUUUCUGAUAUGCUCAAAGAUUUGUAGAGACUAGCAUACGUUGUUGCAUCUGACCUUCCCUGCAUUAUAUUUCAAGAGAUUAAAUUCUUCCCUCCUCAUCUCUUCCCCCAACUCUAAUGUAGAAUGAAGUCCUUCCAGGUACCUUAUAAUCUUUGCCUAGUCUGUGAAGUGCUUGGUUCCUAGUGAAAUCAAAAAAAACAUUUUAGCCCUAGCCUCAGCAGGAGUCGAAGUGCCUGUAGCCCAUGCCAGGGUAAAUUCCUUGAUACUUUCCUAGUCCAAAGGCUGCUCUGCUAGAAGGGCUCCUUGCACUAUGCAAGGGGCUGGUCAUUUUGUGCUGCAUGGGGAGGUCAUUUGCUCUCCAGAAUUUCUGACUCAUCUGUUGUCUCUUGCUAUGGCAAUGUUGGAGUCACGGUUGGCUCAGGGAGAUCUGUUACUGGGUGGUGGGAAAGGGAAGAAAUUAGUCACUUGUCUGUCUCUAUCCAAAAAAAUUCCCUUCAUAUUUAGUCUUAAUGUAAAGAAACCUAGAAUUUUUCCUUGGUGGCCAACGGGGGAUUGAGUUUUUCAAUAGGGGGAACUGUUCCAAAGGAUUUGACUGUUACAGCAUUUCAGGCCAGUAACUCUUUUUUGGUAGGAAAACUCAUAAACACUUGACUGUUACAACCUGUCAGGUCAGAUUCUGUUCAUGUAAACCACAAAGCCGUAGCCAUUGUCUGAAUUAAACCCACAUGAUGCAGCUAUGGGAAGACAACCCCUCUUCCCCCCUGCUUGAAGGUUACUUCAUAGUAGAAAUUAUUUUUAAGAGCGUAUUUUUAUACUGUUUUGUACUUUGUACUUCUAGUGCUUACACUUCAGUAAUAAAGUUUAUUUCUAUAGAAUCAUGGGGGAAGAGAGGAUGGGACAUAUGGUCAAAGAGCAAUCUUCCCACAUGGUGGUGUAUUUUUUUUAAGUAGAUUUUUUUUACAUUACCAUUAAUUUUCAAAGCAAGAGGCUGUAUGCUGUGGUCAGCUCGAAACAUCUUGUCUGCAGAGGCAAGGUGAAAUGGAAAGCUGAAGGUAAGCUGGAAGAUUACCUUUCAGCUACUAGUAAGGGUGGCAUUUAAGUCCUUGUUAAGUUAGAUGUGAUAGUAAACUUCUUUCUUCUCCCCCACCACGCACACAGACCAGUGCUGUGAGGCGAGAUGGAAGUGCCUCUGUGUCAAUGGCCAGGACAUACUUGCCAUUGGGAGAACUCUUUGAGAUGGGUAGCUUGGUUACAAUACAAUGGAGACUUAUGUGAGGGAGUGGAUUAUUAUAUAGCUGCUGAAUUAACUUCCUCCUCAUAUACUGGAUCCACACUUUUAAGAACAAGCAUGUACAAUAUCUUAAUGUCUCAGUACUGGCUGCCUUUAAUGCAAAAUAACCAGCCAAAGAGCUUAAAUGUCCAGGUUAACCUCUUGACACUGAAUUACGCUUUAUGCCAUUUGUUAUGAUAGGACACUGUUUAUUCUGAUGCAACCAGCUAAAACGAACCGUAGCUAUUAACCUUGGGACAUUGGACUGUUGUUUUUGAUGUGUAAUGUUUUGCCUGCAGCAGUAACUGUUUGUUAUUUGGCUGUUCCUGAAUAAUGUUCCAGAUGAAGCAGCUCCAGCAGAUGUCUUUGAAUGUAAAAGUACUUGUGCAAGUCUACAAAUGCCAGUGUCAUCAGAACAUCAUAGAUAUAAUAAAUCUUUUAUCCCUCUUUA